UUAUCAGACCCCAAUCAAUCCCAAUGUUUCGGCACCCCAUAGGCCGGCAGCAAUGGACUGUAUCCUAGAUGGUCUCAAUUCGUCCCAGUCCACCGCCGUGACGUCUCCGGCCUCCAUCUUGCAAGUCCUUGCGCCACCGGGUUCCGGCAAGACAAAGACCCUAACAGCACGCGUCGCGUACCUGCUCGCCCACCAUCACUAUCGCCCUCAAGAUGUCAUCUGUUGCACAUUCACCAUCAAAGCCAGUCGGGAAAUGCGAGAGAGGUUGGCCAGAUUGAUCGGUGAGGACUUACAGAAAAGACUGCUUCUAGGGACCUUUCAUUCGAUCUGUCGGCGAUAUCUCGUCAUCUAUGGCCAUCUAAUUGGGUUAAAGAAAGGUUUCGGGAUUGCCGACUCCGGUGAUAGUACGUCCAUUAUCAAAGUGGGUCAUGCCGCUUCCUCAUGGAUUGUCUGGUCGAAGGUCUUCAUUGUGAAGCGGUAUUGACUUGAAACAAAUGGUAGAAAAUCAUUAAACGACUGCGGGUCAGCAUCGAGCCGGGGUCCGCUAGAGGACGGAUAUCUCGCCAAAAAGCCCAAGGCAUCGGUCCAGACGAGGUAGAAGCCAGGUUGAAGACGAAUACGAAGCAUACGGAGCAAUGGGAUUUUGUUCAGG
Molecule: messenger RNA, 652 nt
Organism: Aspergillus saccharolyticus JOP 1030-1
Lineage: Eukaryota; Fungi; Ascomycota; Eurotiomycetes; Eurotiales; Aspergillaceae
Product: UvrD/REP type DNA helicase
Exons: 1
Coding region: 53-484 (143 amino acids)
Biological process (GO): recombinational repair
Cellular component (GO): nucleus
Molecular function (GO): ATP binding; DNA binding; 3'-5' DNA helicase activity
Source: RefSeq, a predicted model, not a curated record